Messenger RNA from Gadus chalcogrammus (walleye pollock), 2839 nucleotides. RefSeq names its product spermine synthase (gene sms). The transcript is spliced from 11 exons. Gene Ontology annotation, biological process: spermine biosynthetic process. NCBI's taxonomy places the organism in Eukaryota, Metazoa, Chordata, Actinopteri, Gadiformes, Gadidae. Gene Ontology annotation, molecular function: spermine synthase activity. The record is from RefSeq and is a predicted model, not a curated record. The coding region runs from base 241 to 1323 and encodes 360 amino acids.
UAACUGAACGUCCCGCCCCCUCUCUCUCGGCAAUAACGCUGAUUUAGAGUAUCCCGUCCUAGGCGUUCUGUCGAGAGACGAGGACGCCUGCGAACGAGGUUACUGCCCUACAGAAUGUAGCUUCCAGCACACCGCACACGCAACUGAUAGGACCCUUGCUCUGUGCUCUCAAUCCCCGCGAUUACCCGUUUACCGCCGACUGCCUGCUAACCCAGGCAUGGCUGAUGGUUGUAGGCAAUUAUGGCUUUGCGACAUUAUACCCUUGACUUCAAGCUCUCUGCCCCAGCUGACUGUACUUCGACAGUCCAUGGUCUACAGUCCAUAUUUCAGGAGCAGGAAAUGACAGAGACUGUCCACGACACAGAGGGACACGGCCACCUGGCUACCUUCGUAGGCAAAAAGGGAAGAUUUGUCGUUCUGCGUGUGCACACGCACGGGCUGGUCACUGUUGAUCUCCAGUGUUACGAAGGCGACGACAGCGCUCAAGUAGACAAUCUUUUAAAUGCACUGGAAACAAAGUUAGAGAACCUUCUACGAGGCAUUAUUACCAGAGUCAAAAGACUCCCAGCUAUCAGCCGCGGGGCCUCCGUGGACCGCUACUGGCCCACUGCGGACGGGCGGCUGGUGGAGUAUGACAUCGACCACGUGCUGUACGACAAGGACUCGGCCUAUCAGAACAUCAAGAUACUACACUCGCAGCAGUUUGGGAACAUGUUGGUCCUCAAUGGGGACGUCAACAUGGCAGACAGCGACCUGGCCUACACCCAGGCCAUCAUGGGCGGCGGGCGGGAGAGCUACGAGGGGAAGGAGGUCCUGAUCCUGGGUGGCGGAGAUGGAGGGAUCCUGGCCGAGACGGUCAAACUGAAGCCAAAGAUGAUCACCAUGUUGGAGAUCGACGAGGCGGUUAUCGAUGGCUGCCGACAGCACAUGAGGAAGACGUGCGGAGACAUCUUGGACAGCCUCACCGGAGAUUGUUAUCAGGUGCUGGUGGAGGACUGCGUUCCUGUGCUCAAGAAAUACGUGGAGGAGGGGCGGACCUUCGACUAUGUCAUCAAUGACCUCACGGCGGUCCCCAUAUCGACGUUGCCUGAAGAAGAUUCAACGUGGGAGUUCCUGCGUCUCAUUUUAGACCUGUCCAUCAAGGUGUUGCGCCCCAGUGGAAAGUAUUUCACACAGGGUAACUGUGCGAACCUGACGGAGGCGUUGGAUCUGUACGAAGAGCAGCUGCAGAAGCUGUCCUGUCCUGUGGACUUCAGCAAGGAGGUGGUGUGUGUGCCCUCUUACAUGGAGCUCUGGGUUUUCUACUCCGUGUGGAAGAAGUGAGUCACUUCUUCAGUGGGAGCUCCAACAGAAUGUGAAGAACCCCCUCCCCCUGUCCCCAAGCUGCUCUAGUUCCUCCCUAGUGAGAGAGAUGGCACUGUUUUACCAAGCUCCCCUCAAAUGUUAGUCCCACCCCAAGAACAACUACAACAGUGAUUGUUUGGUUUUUACCAUUUUAUGUUAACGGUUCUUCAUUUACUCUGUGCUUCCUGCACUUCUACCUUCGUUGAUUUGCAUGUGUUCCGGCCGUACGAGCAUAACUCGACGCGCACCUCGAUAAGAGUGGUAUCGGUAUGACGGUACCAAAAACAUGUUCCUCCCAAUACUACUACGACCCACUGUACACUGUACCAGUAGCGGACCCACUCUGCCCCAGCCACGGUCCCCUCGGGGUUCCCCCAGUGAGUGCCCGUGAGACUGUGACACCUUCAGCCUCACGCGCCCGGCGGCGGCAUCAGCGUAUGGGCGGGGGUUCCCCGUUGGGUUAGGUUCCUCGGGGACCUGAGGCUUGAGUCGAGUAUUAAGUCCUCAGGAUGUCCCUGUCCCGCCGCCGCCGCCGCCGCCACCGCAGCCCAAGAGACAAAAGCGUUUGAUUAUUUUUGUUAAAGGGAAAUGGAUGGUUGUUGGAGAAUAUACUUUUGUGCUUGCGUUGGUUUUUAUUGAAUGUUCUUUGUUACUUGGCACCUUUUGUUCCUCCUGCUGGAUUCCAUUUGUUUUCUGCUUAAAUCUUUUUAUUUUUUUUCUUUGAAUUUGACAGAGGUGGAUUUAGCUUGCUUUUACCAUGGGGUCCAUUGUUAUAUUUAUUUAUUCAACAACAAAUAUGGUUUUAUACAGUUUGUUGAACAGUGGCCGACUUCACCUGAAGUAGAGAAGGGUGUUGACUGCUUUUGUCCAAAGUAAUAUGAAAAUAAAUGCCUGCAGUACCAGUGUGUCUGAAGUGUCAUCAGAUUCAUAUACCGCCACACCAGUACUCCAUGAAUUAAAUAUUAUGUAUAGCAUUUUUUUUUUAAAUAUAUAGAUCUAUGUCUUUAGAAUCAACACAAAUACUAACACAAAGAAAUGUCAUUGUGCUCUUCGACAAUAGAGGGUAUCACGAGCCAAGAAGAAAUACCAGUAGAGAUUGUUCACCUUGAUCGUGAAUGUAUCAACGAUGAUGGUUAUUUGGCGUGCAAUCAGAGACAUGGGAAAUAUUUCCCAGGGUAAAUUCCCCCCUUAUCUAAAAUGUAUAGGGUAUAUAUUGUCUUUUUCUGCAUCCAUACGACAGGCUUCAAGCUCCACAACCGUAACCACAAAAACAAGUUGGAGGUGACGUCCUGAAGUCUGUUUGUUAUGACGACGGGCUCCGGACUGCAGCCGUGUUCAGAGGUUGUGUUGGUGGUCCGUCCCGUUGAGGAUCACGUCUGAAUUGAGUGCCUCGUCUGCUGUGAUCUCUCGGUCAGUGAGUCGACUUUCUGCAACCAAAAAUACAAUUUAGGUUCCUCAAAAUACAGUGGCCUUUAUUCUUCUUUAAAUAGAGACG